AUGGCCGCCAUGGGCCUCGAUAACGCUGCACCCUUCUCCGAAACCGACAGCUCCACAGCCAACACGCCUCCCUCGAGCGUCGCCUACGACCCUCUCGAUGCCCGCGACGACUUCGCACCGUCCAACUCCUCCGUCCCCUGGCCCAACCGCACCUUCAUAAUCCGCAGCCUCUCAUCUAGCCACGUCCUCACACUACUCGACGGCAAGGUCCUGCUUGCGCCUCCUGGCAGCGGCCAUGCGUCCAUCCACUGGACGUGCGUCGAAACCAAAGGAUGGCUGGGCUUCCACAACUACAGCUCUGGCAAGUUCCUGGGCUACGGGAUCGGUGGGGACCUCAGAUGCGCUGCGGGUCGACAGGGCGAUUGGGAGAAUUUCUGCGUCAGGUUGAGGCCGGACGGCGGCUAUGUUUUGUUGGUGACGCACUGGGAUAGGCUCUGGCAUGUCUGA
This is a messenger RNA of Lachnellula hyalina, 447 nucleotides long. RefSeq lists its product as uncharacterized. The coding region runs from base 1 to 447 and encodes 148 amino acids. Lineage: Eukaryota; Fungi; Ascomycota; Leotiomycetes; Helotiales; Lachnaceae. The record is from RefSeq and is a predicted model, not a curated record. The transcript has 2 exons.